AUGGAGAAAUUCGAGAUCCCACUACCCAAUGGCGGUAUUAUCUCCGGUCGAUUGAACUUCCCUACUACCCCUCGAAUUCCCGCCAAUUGGCCGCUUAUCAUAUGCAUCCCUGGUGGCAGUUACGAUGCCGAAUACUUCGAUGUGGACGAAGAUUACUCCAUAAACAGCACAUCAUCAUGGGCAGGAAUACCCACCAUCGCGUUGACGAGGCCUGGUUACGGUUCCAGCACCUCAGCGCCAAUAGAUGACCCCGAUCAAGACACGACUUACGGCCAAGUCCAGGGCAAAUACCUGAACUCUACAAUUCUACCGGCUAUAUGGCAGGAGUUUGGCAAGCACACGGGGGCAACAGCCAUAGUACUCUUGUCUCACUCAAUCGGAGCGAUGAUCAGUACCAUCGUAGCGGGGUCAUAUACGGGACGUGAAGGCUAUCCACUGGCAGGCCUCAUCACAUCAGGAAUAGGCACUGAACUAGCUGAGGGACCACGAGGAGUCAUGCUUCACCUUCUAGAGGAGACAACAGGAUCGGUCCAGUUCGAAACGACCCCAAAGGAUGCUAUCAUGCUCCAAGUCCCGAUGCAAAAUCUCACCGAUCAAAAAUUGUGCCGCCACACCAAACGCCUCAACCACCCUGUCCCGCCGGGCGAAUUGCAUGACAUCAAUACAUCGUGGUUAGGCUAUUGGCACAACUACUCUCAUCGUGUCGCUGUUCCAGUAAUGCAUGGACUUUCUGAAUUUGAUGGUCUUUGGAAUUAUUCGCCCAAGAUUUUGGAAGAGUACAAGGCCUCCUUCCCAACGAGCCCGAAAGUUACGAGCGAGUUAAUACCCCAGGCUCCGCAUUGCAUCGAGUUGAGUUUCCAGAGCAAGGCUUGGUAUAUGAAAUGUUGCGCUUUUGCCUUGGAAUCCGCUCAUUGGUAUGGUCUCCGACCCGGGUCUACACCGUUGUCUAUUAGGCCAGGGACUGGGAAACAGGGUACAGAAGCCACUCCGGGUCAUAAUGGCAUUACCACACUAGUUUACACUACGACACGCUAUGAGGAAGGAGGAUUAUGA
Molecule: messenger RNA, 1053 nt
Organism: Penicillium cosmopolitanum
Lineage: Eukaryota; Fungi; Ascomycota; Eurotiomycetes; Eurotiales; Aspergillaceae
Exons: 1
Coding region: 1-1053 (350 amino acids)
Source: RefSeq, a predicted model, not a curated record